AUGUCGCAAGGCUCGGAUUUAGGUGUUCAGGGCUUCGCUGACCCCAGCGAUUCAGAGAGUUCCGACCGUGGCCCAGCCGGUUUCGCAGAAGACUUGCCGCCGGUGCCAUGUGCGCCUGCGCCUCUGGCGGCUCUGGCGGGGCCCGUAGCCCUCCUCGAGGCGGCGCCGUGGCAUUCGUGGCUGCGCCGCCCCAUGGCCCCGAUGACCGCGACAGUCUUAGCUGCAGCUAAGAAGCGCCCCGGCGGCCAGGACGCGACAGAGGUGGCCGAGUGGCGGAGGGUCAUCUCGCUGUGCAUCGGCGACGAAGGCCCCCGGCAUACCGUCUCGAAGGCCGCCGAGGCGAAGCUGCUUGACAUCCAGCGCAAACGGUCAUCGGAAAUGAUUUUUGGGUUGGCGUCAACUGUGCAGCAUUUGUUCAGCGUGUGCUGGUCGUCGCUGCUGUCGCGCCUAGGACAGUCAGAUUUCGAUUUGAUGGCAGUGUUCACUGGCCUCCGCUACGACGAGACCCCGACGAAGAUGAAUGUCAGUGCGGGGCCAGCGGUGAAGGUGGAGCCGAAGAGGGGGGCUAGCGCGGCCAAGGAGCAGCACAGCAAACAGACCGCGAAGGUACUACAGUCCGAGGUGAAGCUCGGUGUCCUGUUUCGCGCGCCCAGGGAGAAGCCGCAAUUCGUUUGGGGAUAUUUCCCCUUCCAAAUUGGCGGCCAUGGAUCACGCCACUGGCGAGGUGCUCAAGGCGGCGUUGGCCGAUGCCGUCCCGUCGUUGCCCCAGGAGGCCAUCGACAAGUUUGCCACCAAGUACGUGGUCAUGUGCAGCGACAGGGGCAGCAACAACAAACGGUUCGAGGAGCACAUGAGACAGACCGACGCCGCCAGGCGUUACCUCGCACUGGAUUGCGACUUGCACAAGUUAUGAUAGACGCUUCGCGUGUCCCUCUCGGCCCUUCCCGCAACCAGUGUCUCGUUUAUGUUUCACGUGGUUUCACGUUGAAGCACCCUGGCUGGCGACUUGCUGCGAAUCUGGGCGCCCGCGGUCGAAUCCGAAAUGGCGGGGGCGUCUGGAACUUGAGUGGAUUCUUGGGUUCGCCUUGA
Molecule: messenger RNA, 1089 nt
Organism: Prorocentrum cordatum
Lineage: Eukaryota; Dinophyceae; Prorocentrales; Prorocentraceae
Source: the annotation of a GenBank genome assembly